CGGUCCUAUUGGCAGCAGCUUUGAGUUUGAAAAGAACAAAAAAAUAAAAAAUAAUCGCAGCUUUUAAGGACCCACCAGCUUCAAAGCUUCAUAGCUGUCCAAACAGGAAAACCCUAAAAAUCUUGCGAGUUUACCCGCAUGAUUGGAUGAAUUCCUCCAGCAUCAUUCUCCGCGCCGGUUCUCCUCUGCAACCUUGUAAUCUGUUUUUCCAUAUUGUGCAGCACAAGGAUUAGGGUAAGGACUUCUCUGCAACAUUGACAGGUUUUGAUCGUUUAGUUUAGUAAAGGAUACGAUAAGCAUUGGAAUCAGCAGUACUGAUGAAGGACCGGCGUGAAUGGCGCGGCGACACUUUGAGUCACCGGUUUGGUCGCAGCAGAAGCCCAGCUAUGCGGCAGCAGAGGCCGCAGGCGAUGCCUCAUAGGUCCUUUGACCGUCGGAGUUCGUCAAGAGAGCUGCGGCAGGAUCAUCCAUUGAGGCGCUCCGAUCAUGGAAAGGAAAUUAUCUAUAACCAUUCACCGCUCCCUCACCACCGCUAUCGCUUACCGUCACCACCAACCUCAUCGCGUGAUGAUGAUUUCAGAUUCCAACACGAAUACUUACUUCCAGAACACAAUUCAUCUAACCCUAGCUGGAAGACUUCACAGUCGAUCAAAGAUAGAGAGUUUAUCAUCCAGAUUAAUGAAGAUUUGCCACCCUCCUCACUGGAUAUGGCGGAACAGGGCAUGCUGCGGCAAAAUUCAACCCUAACCGGAGAACGCACAUCCCGGUUCAUUUAUUCAGACCAGAACUCCGACACAAUGAGAUGCAGAGGAGGUGGUUUUGGCAUGGGGAUGCAGGAAGUUGAGUUACAUUCUUAUAAUGAUGGACAUAGGGGUCCACAUGAUAAUAUGGACGGAAGACGUAUGCAUUCCAGCGAUUUCUCCAUCCCCAACCUGCCUUCCUCACAGCUGAGGCCUUUCAGCAGUACUUCUUCAUCAGGCAUAUUGAAGGAGGAGGUCAAAGGGUUGCACCGUAGCCCUGUAUCUGAUGGGCUUGCCUAUGGUAUUGGCAGACACCCUAAUGACCCCUUGGAGCAUUAUCCUUACCAUCAAAUUCCAAAGUCUGAUCCACUGAGGCCUAUACCGCUGGAUAUGUCUCAAACACAUGAUUAUGAUGAGCUUCAUCCAAGAGGCCUAGAUGAUCAUCGACCUAGGGUUCAAGAUGAAACAUAUAAAAAGAUACCUUCUGUCUCCCUUUCUAAUUUCAGGGAUCCCACUUCUUCAACUAUCUUAGACUAUCCUGGAGAUUGGAUGGACAAAGAUGUCUCUUCCAACAGGAAUUUAAUUCAGAGAACUUUUUCAGACUGUCACCAUGAUUUGAAUCGCGGUGUUUCUCAUAAUUAUGAUGAUAUGAGAACUACACAAGAGUUACUAACCUAUUCAGGUGAUUGGCAGGGUGGUUUGCGAGUUAAAUCAUCACAAGAUUAUGAAAGGAUUCCUUUUGAUGAAAGUCGUACUCCUGAAAGAGAUUUCUUCUCAUCGUCUCACAGAGCAGAACAUAGGAAUAGUAAGCCUCUGAUAUCAGAUCAUGGCUUAGACGAACAUAGGCUAUCAAUGAGUGCUCAUGACAUGUCACAUAUGGAUGUUUUACGUGAUUAUGAUUUAGAAAGGAUGGAGCGAAGAAAUCACAGCAUUGUUGAAGAUAUAGAUGAAAGUCAUUCACGAGUCUUGUUUAAGAAUGAACGGCGUUACUUUAAUGAAAGUGAUGAAAUUUUACGUGAUUAUGAUUUAGAAAGAAUGGGCCGAAGAAAUCAUAACAUCGUCGAAGAUUUACAUGAGAGUCAUUCGAGAGUAUUGUUUAUGAAUGACCGGCGUUCCUUUAAUGUAAGUGAUGAAAUGUGGGUGACUGAAGAGCGAUCAGAGCCCUCUCUGUCGAAGUCAAGGCUCAUGAAACACUCCCGUUAUGGAAAAGUUUCUGGGGGCAUUUCAAAAUCUGAUGCUUUUAUGCUGUCAAGUGGUGCAUCUUCCAUGCACGCAGAAAGGGAUCUUAAUAUUAAUUUAAAGAGAAGAUUGAAGCACACUCGUUCUGAUUUUCAUACUAGGUAUGUCUCAGAAAGAAGACCAGAUUUGUUAAGGUCUCAUAAGAACUGGAAGAGGGGAAUACAGGAUAGGCUUGGUGCUCAAGGUGGAGGGCCUUAUGACAAUCAUGCUAAUGUUGUGAAGAAUGAUCCCUCAGAAGAUUCAGAGGAGUUUAAGCAGCAAGUUCACAAAGCAUUCCUCCGGUAUUCUAAAUUGUUUUAUGAGACUAGACAAAAUCAAAGAAUAUACAAAAACCAAGGAAGUAGCUACAGCCUACUGUGCAGUGUAUGUGGAAGUACGUCAAAGGAGUUUUUGGAUACAAAUAGCCUAGUUACACACAGCUACCAUUCUCUAAAGAAGGGGUUGAAAACAGAACAUUUAGGUUUUCACAAAGCAUUAUGUGUUCUUUUGGGCUGGAACUGGCGUGUACCUCCCGACAAAUCAAGGGCAUAUCAGUCCAUGCCGGUUGCUGAUGCCAAAGCUAUGAGGGAUGAUCUUAUUUUGUGGCCUCCACUGGUAAUUAUUCACAAUAUUUUAAUUGGAGAUAAUAGUGGUACCAAGGAUGCAAAAGUUGUUACCCUUGAGAGCCUGGAAAAGAAACUCAGAGCUUUACUAAACAGGGACAGAAUAGUCAUUUUUCUAGAAACAGCUAUCCCACAACUGUUUUCACACAGCCGCAACAAACAGACAGUCAGCUUCCCCACAACAACUUUCUAGAGCAGUGCAGCUGCAACUGAAAAGCUGAGAAGCUGCAGCUGCGCCAAAUAAACCCUUCAAAAGACUCGGGCAUACUGUAUAAAACAUGAUUUUAACUUGUUAUCAAAUGAAAAUAUGACACUAAAUAAGACACAAUGGAGAAAAAUGAUUCUUGCAGCUGACCUGACUUGGUGGGAUAAAGGCCUGUGGUUGUUGUUGUAAAAACUGCUUAAAUCAGGCGGGGUUCUCAAAUUCUGCAUUUCCCGUUCACCACUAUAAUUGCCCACUACCACCGCAUGCAUCACCUGCUCGUCCACAUAUCACGUUUCAUCAUCUAUAUGGGAAGAUUAUCGCAGCAAUAUGAACUUAUUCACAAUAGAUUGCAUCCAUGUAAGGUCAUUUGUCAGCCAUUAAGCCUUUUGAUGAGUGCGUAAAAUUCAUCUUAGUAUGAUAAUCAGUUCGAGGAAUUUGAAACUCUUAUUUUUUCCUUUUAUUCGUAACACGCUUAAAUCGGGCGAUUUUCAAAAUCCAGUAUUGCAGCCAUUCUCAAUCUCUAUUUGUACCCAUCAUCUUAUGCCAUUUGAAAUGUAGGGGCAUUUACAUGCA
Phalaenopsis equestris is the source of this 3359-nucleotide messenger RNA. RefSeq lists its product as uncharacterized. NCBI's taxonomy places the organism in Eukaryota, Viridiplantae, Streptophyta, Magnoliopsida, Asparagales, Orchidaceae. The transcript is spliced from 4 exons. The coding region runs from base 318 to 2774 and encodes 818 amino acids. Gene Ontology annotation, biological process: regulatory ncRNA-mediated gene silencing. The record is from RefSeq and is a predicted model, not a curated record.